This is a messenger RNA of Kazachstania africana CBS 2517, 2019 nucleotides long. It is a transcript of the gene KIP3, whose product is annotated as tubulin-dependent ATPase KIP3. Gene Ontology annotation, molecular function: plus-end-directed microtubule motor activity; microtubule binding; ATP hydrolysis activity. The coding region runs from base 1 to 2019 and encodes 672 amino acids. The record is from RefSeq and is a predicted model, not a curated record. Lineage: Eukaryota; Fungi; Ascomycota; Saccharomycetes; Saccharomycetales; Saccharomycetaceae. The transcript has a single exon. Gene Ontology annotation, cellular component: mitotic spindle midzone; nucleus; kinesin complex. Gene Ontology annotation, biological process: microtubule-based movement; mitotic sister chromatid segregation; microtubule depolymerization.
AUGUCAUCGUCGGGAUCGAAGCAAUCGUCUAUCGUAGUUGCCGUGAGGAUUAGACCUUUCAAUGACACGGAAAGACCGCAUUUGAUAGAUUAUGAUAACAUCAAUAAUAUGAAGAAACCUACUGGGAUUUGGAAAAUUGUAGAUUGUCUGGAUGACAAGAUGUUGAUAUUCGAUCCACAGGAUAGAAAUCCAUUGAACAUGAUUAAUGAAAAUAUACUAAACUCGAUUGCUAACAAACAUGUGAAAUUCAACAAGAAAAGAAGCGAAACGAAGUUUAUCUUCGAUAAAUUGUUUGAUGAUGACAGUACGCAGGAGCAGAUCUUCGAGGAUACUACACGUCCUUUACUGGAUUCUGUCCUUGAUGGGUUCAAUGGGACCGUCUUUGCGUAUGGAGCUACAGGUUGUGGUAAGACGUACACAAUAAAUGGGACGUCUGAAGAUCCAGGGAUCAUAUUUAGAACAAUGAACGAAUUAUUUGGUAAGAUAGAAAUUUUAUUACAAGAUAGUAACAGAUCCAAAAUCGAAAUAAGUUUAUCAUAUCUGGAGAUUUAUAACGAGACGAUAAGAGAUUUAUUGAAACCUGAGACGCCGUCGAAAAAACUUAUCAUUAGAGAAGAUCAAAAUAGUAAGAUAUCCGUGACCAAUCUUUCGUACCAUAGACCAGAAAAUGUUCAAGAUGUUAUUGAUUUGGUAAUUCGCGGUAAUUUAAACCGAUCAUCGUCCCCGACAGAAGCUAAUGAAGUCUCAUCCAGGUCUCAUUCCGUCUUGCAAAUUCAUGUUAAACAAGUUUUAAAGAAUUUUGAUGACAUUGGCAGUACGAAUCAGAUUGAUUCUACAUUGUCUAUCAUCGAUCUCGCCGGUAGCGAACGUGCUAUAACGACGAAGAACCGUGGAAUACGGUUGUAUGAAGGUGCCAAUAUUAAUAAAUCGUUACUCGCGCUGGGUAAUUGUAUCAACGCAUUAUGCAUAAAUAAGAAGUCAUGUCAUAUCCCAUAUCGAGAUUCGAAACUAACGAGGUUAUUAAAAUUUUCAUUGGGAGGUAAUUGCAAGACUGUUAUGAUAGUUUGUGUGUCACCAAGUAGUUUACACUAUGAUGAAACGUUAAACACACUGAAGUAUGCGAAUCGAGCCAAAGAAAUCAAGACCAAAGUGAUUAGAAAUCAAACUAGUUUAAAUCGACACGUUGGAUCCUAUUUGAAAUUAAUCACGGAACAGAAACAAGAAAUUGAUAAAUUAAAAGCCCGUGAAGAUAAGAUUGUCAAUAUGGAAAUUUCCAAAUAUAAUUUAACGGUGAAGAAGAUUGAAAUGAGUAUCAGUGACAUUGGGAAUAAUUUAAAUAAAGUGUUAGCAAAUAGUGGUAAUUUCAAAACUAUGAAAUCAUUAAUGCUUGUGAAAAGACGGUUUUUACAAUUGAUUGAAAUUGAAAUUGAUGAUAUUAUAAAUUGGGAUUACACCACUAGUGAAUAUUUCCAAGAGAUAAAACAAAAAAUCCAAAAUGAUAUUAAACAACUAGAAAUUAAAUUUGAUUCAAACGAUGAAAUCGAUACCAUUUUCCAAAAUUCCGAGAGUAUCGAUCUACCACGACUACGUGAAUCAGAAAACUGGGAUGAAGCCAUGCAUCUACCACGCUUUCAGGACAAACUAAACUAUCUCAAUGAAUUGACAAGAAACGAGAUCUUGAUAAAUUCGUCAAUGAUCAUGGAAAAAUUGUUGACGAACGAUACCAUGACAAGAUUUUUCAAGUUCCAUGCAAGUCUUAUAACGCAAGAAAAAAAUGUAGACACCAUAUUACAAGAACUUGCCAGUGUAGAUGAAACAUUCGAUGAAUUUGCCAAUAUUUUCAUGACACAAGACAACAACACUCGUCGCUUCUCCAUGACACCACCAACGCCGACGGUCACCGCGGCGAUUCUCGCAACAGCAGCGCCAAAGAAGAAGCUGCGCUGGUCAGAUGACAUCGUCAACGAUUCAUCUGCAAUGGACAUCGACGUGUCACAAAAUUACAACUUCGCCAGUUAG